AUCUGAAUUGUUGCCAUCUACUGACUUCACUCAUCGGCCCAAUUUAGUACGCCAUGUCAGGAAAGAGCGGCGGGCUCAGUGUGCUCCUCGAACGACCACGACCGAGUACAUUGCAACAAUUCAUCAAAGAGCCCUGCAUAUUCCUAGCAAAGAAACUGUAUAAGUGGCGUUGGAUUAUUGGUUUCGAUCCUAUCAAACCCAUCGCUAUUGUCUGCAUCUCAGAUACGCACAACAGUCAGCCAUCCGACAUCCCUCCUGGUGAAGUCUUGAUACACGCGGGCGACAUAACGCAAACCGGCACCCUAAAAGAGAUACAGACGUCUCUCGAUUGGAUCAACUCAUUACCACACCCCCACAAAGUACUCAUCGCCGGUAACCAUGACAUCCUUCUUGACCAUACCGAUCCACGCGCCGAUCCGGUCGCAAACGCGUCCAUCAACUGGGGUAACAUAACCUACCUUGACUCUGAGUCAACGACGAUUUCCUGCACCAACGGUCGCGAACUCAAAAUCUACGGCAGUCCUCUCACCCCACGCCAUGGCAACUGGGCGUUCCAAUAUCCGCGCAACCAAAAUGUGUGGCACCAUAAAAUCCCAGCAGGCACAGACAUACUUAUCACGCACGGUCCGCCAAAAGGCCAUCUCGACGCAGGUUACUUUGGAUGCAAACACCUACUUGAUGAAGUUUGGCGGGCGAAGCCUAGGUUGCAUGUGUUUGGACAUGUGCAUGAUGGGCAUGGGAUGGAGUGGAUACAAUUUGACGGGUUGCAAAGAGCAUACGAGAAUAUAGUCAUAGCCGGUGGAGGACUCUGGAAUCUUAGCCGAGUCGUCUUUGAAUUCCUUCGUGCUCACUCCACCCCCAUAAAGGAAUCUAGGGUGCUUUUUGUUAAUCCCGCUAUCGCCGGAGGCCUCCGAGAUGAGCAGAGACGACCUCCAAUAACUGUACAUGUGUAAGUUCAAUGUAGUAUUAACAUACUUCAAGCCUUAGAACCAUAUAUGAGGAUUGUUCUUCGGUAUCUGCGAGCAGAGUGCAUCCAUUUGUGUGCAUCCUCGCUAAACAAAAAUAAAAAUUAAACAAGUC
Messenger RNA from Cucurbitaria berberidis CBS 394.84, 1080 nucleotides. Its product is annotated as Metallo-dependent phosphatase. The transcript has a single exon. Gene Ontology annotation, molecular function: hydrolase activity. The coding region runs from base 54 to 953 and encodes 299 amino acids. The record is from RefSeq and is a predicted model, not a curated record. NCBI's taxonomy places the organism in Eukaryota, Fungi, Ascomycota, Dothideomycetes, Pleosporales, Cucurbitariaceae.